AUGGACAGCGACAGCGAACGCGACUUCGCCAUAGUCGAGCACAGCCUCGUCGUCGGCCCCAGCACCCCCAGCACCCCCAGCGCCCACAGCACCCCCAUGAUCCCCAUGGUCCCCAUGAUUGAAGAGGAUACCCGCAGCGUCCACUGGUGUGACGUCUUGAGGGCCAUGUUCCCGCCCUCGGAGGGCUACAUCGUGAUUUCCGUGGCGGUGUCGCUGGCAGCGAACGAGCACUACGACCGGGUCAGCGUGCACUACGGCGGCGGCGACGAGGAAAGCAUCCUCUACGCCGACGCCGAGAGCAUGCUGGUAUUCACCCUCGUUGUCGACCGACCGGCCGAGCCGGAAGCCCUGCCGUUGGAAGCCCAGCAGCAGGAAGCCCAGCCGGCAGCCCCGCCACCGGACCGUUCGCUGGACAUGCUGGAGCGCUUCCUCGGUGAGCACCGCCCUGCUGUCGAAUCCCUGCACCUGCCUUGCUUCGGGGCUACGCUGGUGGGCGUCGCGAUGCAGUUCUACCACUGGGACCGCAACCAGGCCCGCCUCGUGCGGUCCCAGCUGGAUAGUCUGGAGGGGGGUCUCCUUCGCGAUGGGAUUAGAGGGGAGGGGACGAUGGGGUUGGUGGAGCAGGAGUUUGCGGCUAGGGCCAUGCUGUACCAUGCGCUGCAUGGGGAGUCGCGCAUCUUGAUCUUGCUAAUAUGGUGGCACCGCAGGGUUUCUGCUGGGUUGGCGCUGCAAAGGGGGAUCGAGGCUAUGGGGGCGAGGGCGAAUUCGUUCUUGGACAUGGACUUGGAUGAUUUCUUCAAGGAGGAGGAUAGGAAGAUGGCGGAGUACGAGAGAGAGGUCGCGGAGGAGGAGAGGAAGAUGGCGGAAAGGGCGAGAGAGGAGGAGGAGGAGAGGGAGAGGGAGAAGGCCGAAAGGGAGAAAGAGGAGAAAGAGAAGGCUGAGACAGAGAAGAAAGAGAAGGAGGAGAGGGAGAAGGCUGAGAAGGAGAAGGCUGAGCAAGAGACGCUGAAGAAGAUUCAUUCGCGCGCUAGAUCUGCUCUCAACAUCAUCUUUCACAUCUUCAUCUUCACCUACCUCAUUUUUCAGUUCCGUCGCCAUAAUCCUUCCACUCCAGUGAAGGAAACUGUUUCCACAGGUCCAACUCGAACCUCUUUCCUUUCGUGUCUCUGA
Molecule: messenger RNA, 1170 nt
Organism: Aspergillus homomorphus CBS 101889
Lineage: Eukaryota; Fungi; Ascomycota; Eurotiomycetes; Eurotiales; Aspergillaceae
Exons: 1
Coding region: 1-1170 (389 amino acids)
Source: RefSeq, a predicted model, not a curated record